Molecule: messenger RNA, 1166 nt
Organism: Polyodon spathula (Mississippi paddlefish)
Lineage: Eukaryota; Metazoa; Chordata; Actinopteri; Acipenseriformes; Polyodontidae
Gene: gtf3ab
Product: general transcription factor IIIA, b
Exons: 9
Coding region: 25-1074 (349 amino acids)
Cellular component (GO): nucleus
Source: RefSeq, a predicted model, not a curated record
UACAGGGAGCACACGUGUGUGAAGAUGGAGGGAGAGUGUAGUAGUUGGGUGUUGCCGAGCUGCUUUGUAGUACCGAGAGCGGGUUACGUGAUGGGAGAAACUGUUAAAGUUCCUGUUAAAAACUUCAUCUGCUCUUUCGAGGACUGUGAUGCGACGUUUAACAAGUCGUGGAAGCUGCAGGCACACCUCUGCAAGCACACCGGGGAGAAACCCUUUGUGUGUGAGCGUGAAGGCUGUGGUAAAGGCUUUUCUAGAAACUUCCACCUUGCCAGACACCAGCUGUCACACAGCGGAGACAAACCUUUUCAAUGUGAAAGUGAUGGAUGUAAAGACAUGUUCACUACCAAAGCCAACUUGAAAAAGCAUAUAAUUCGCAAGCACGAGAACCAGAACAAGUUGUAUGUGUGCGUGCACAGUGGCUGUGGAAAGUCUUUCAAGAAGAAUAACCAACUUAAAAUCCACGAGUAUGAACACACCAACCUCCUACCUUUCAAGUGUAACUUUGAAGGCUGUGAGAAGCGUUUCCCAGUGCCCAGCAAACUGAAACGUCAUGAGAAGGUGCAUGAAGGUUAUCCUUGCAAAAAAGAAGGCUGUUCAUUUGUUGGAAAAACCUGGACAGAGUAUCUUAAACACCACAGUCAUGACCACCAAGAUGUGUUCCUGUGUGACCAGUGCAACAAGAAGUUCAAGAAAGCCUGGUUUCUCAAACAGCACCAGAAGGUUCACCUGCCUGAAAGAGUUGUGCUCAAGUGCCCGAGAGAGGGCUGCGACCGGACCUACACCACUUCCUUCAACCUGCAGAACCACAUCCUGUCCUUUCAUGAAGAGAAGCGCCCCUUUAAAUGCGAGCGAUCUGACUGCCAGAAAUCCUUCGCCAUGAAACAAAGUCUGGACCGUCAUGCUGUCGCACAUGAUCCUCAAAAACAAAAGCUCAAGAAGCGUCCACGUCCCAAACGGAGCCUUGCCUCUCGACUCAGUGGAUACAAACCCUCCAAGAGAGGUCAGCCUGAAUCCAACUCCAACACAAUGACGAAGAUGCUAGAGAAAACCAACCUCUCAGAGCAGAGCCUCUAGCCCUCUACACAAAGGACUGCUGUUUAAAUAAACAAAACUUUAAGUUGUAUGCAAAUCACUUUAUUUUUAGUUUCUUCUUGUUUUAUUAAACC